UGUCCCUGGGCUCAUGGAGCUGGCCGAACGGGCGAGAGUCGGAGAGCCCCCGGAGCCGGGCGGGCGUCCCGAGCCGGGCCCGCGGGGCUUCGUCCCGCAGAAAGAGAUCGUCUACAACAAGCUGCUGCCCUACGCCGAGCGGCUAGACGCCGAGUCCGACUUGCAGCUGGCCCAGAUCAAAUGCAACCUGGGCCGGGCGGUGCAGCUCCAAGAGCUGUGGCCCGGGGGCCUCUUCUGGACCAGGAAACUCUCCACAUAUAUUCGACUUUAUGGGAGAAAAUUUAGCAAAGAAGAUCAUGUUCUUUUUAUUAAGUUAUUGUAUGAGCUGGUAUCAAUUCCAAAACUGGAAAUCAGCAUGAUGCAGGGAUUUGCCCGCCUUUUGAUCAACUUGUUAAAGAAAAAGGAACUUCUUUCAAGAGAUGAUUUGGAGUUACCCUGGAGACCACUUUAUGACAUGGUAGAAAGAAUAUUAUAUUCCAAGACAGAGCACCUAGGAUUAAAUUGGUUUCCUAAUUCUGUAGAAAAUAUUCUCAAAACACUCGUGAAAAGCUGCCGACCAUAUUUUCCAGCAGAUGCCACAGCUGAGAUGCUAGAAGAAUGGCGACCUUUAAUGUGCCCUUUUGAUGUAACCAUGCAAAAGGCCAUCACUUACUUUGAAAUAUUUCUUCCUACCUCCCUUCCUCCAGAACUUCAUCAUAAAGGUUUUAAACUUUGGUUUGAUGAAUUAAUUGGCCUUUGGGUUUCGGUGCAAAAUCUCCCACAGUGGGAGGGGCAACUAGUAAAUCUCUUUGCUCGAUUGGCUACAGAUAAUAUAGGGUACAUAGAUUGGGAUCCAUAUGUACCAAAGAUAUUUACAAGAAUUCUGAGAAGCUUGAACCUCCCAGUGGGAAGCAGUCAAGUGUUAGUCCCAAGAUUUUUAACAAAUGCUUAUGAUAUUGGACAUGCUGUAAUAUGGAUCACCGCCAUGAUGGGUGGACCAAGUAAGCUAGUGCAAAAACACUUAGCUGGUUUGUUUAACAGCAUCACAUCUUUUUACCAUCCUUCAAAUAAUGGGCGCUGGCUGAACAAGUUAAUGAAACUACUUCAGCGGCUGCCAAACAGUAUUGUUAGAAGAUUGCAUCGUGAAAGAUACAAGAAGCCCUCUUGGUUAACUCCUGUGCCUGAUAGCCACAAGCUUACUGAUCAAGAUGUUACAGACUUUGUACAAUGCAUUAUUCAGCCUGUCCUCUUGGCUAUGUUUAGCAAAACUGGUAGUCUAGAAGCAGCCCAGGCUUUGCAGAAUCUUGCACUCAUGAGACCUGAAUUAGUAAUACCCCCUGUACUUGAAAGAACGUAUCCUGCAUUAGAGACAUUAACAGAACCUCACCAACUCACAGCCACUUUAAGUUGUGUAAUUGGAGUAGCCCGCAGUUUGGUAUCAGGAGGCAGAUGGUUUCCUGAAGGUCCUACACAUAUGCUACCUCUGUUGAUGAGAGCAUUGCCUGGGGUGGAUCCAAAUGACUUUAGUAAAUGCAUGAUCACAUUCCAGUUCAUAGCAACAUUUUCUACUCUGGUGCCUUUAGUAGAUUGUUCAUCUGUACUACAAGAAAGAAAUGACCUCACAGAAGUGGAACGAGAACUUUGUUCAGCCACAGCUGAAUUUGAGGACUUCGUCUUACAAUUUAUGGACAGAUGCUUUGGACUUAUAGAAAGUAGCACAUUGGAGCAAACAAGAGAAGAGACAGAAACUGAGAAAAUGACACACUUGGAGAGUUUGGUUGAAUUAGGUCUGUCUUCUACGUUUAGUACAAUCCUCACCCAAUGUUCCAAAGAAAUAUUUAUGGUAAGAACAUUGCUACAAAAAUUAAACUUCCAGCUUUUAAGUUUCAUUACCCGAGUGGAUGGAAGGAAGUUGCUUCUUUAUAGGGAGCAGCUUGUAAAGAUUCUCCAGAGAACCCUACAUUUAACCUGUAAGCAGGGUUACACUCUGUCUUGUAACCUUUUGCAUCAUCUUCUGCGUUCUACCACACUUAUCUACCCUACAGAAUACUGCAGUGUGCCAGGUGGCUUUGACAAGCCUCCUUCUGAAUACUUUCCUAUCAAGGACUGGGGCAAACCCGGGGACUUAUGGAAUCUGGGAAUCCAGUGGCAUGUUCCUUCUUUAGAAGAAGUGUCUUUUGCCUUUUAUCUUUUGGACUCCUUUCUUCAGCCUGAGCUUAUCAAACUCCAACAUUGUGGGGAUGGAAAACUUGAAAUGUCUAGAGAUGAUAUUCUACAGAGUCUGACUAUAGUGCACAACUGUUUAAUUGGCUCUGGAAACCUCCUACCUCCGUUGAAAGGAGAGCCAGUUACUAACUUAGUACCAAGUAUGGUGUCCUUGGAAGAGACAAAGUUGUAUACUGGACUUGAAUAUGAUCUGUCUCGAGAGAACCACCGCGAAGCAAUUGCUGCAGUUAUAAGGAAACUUCUUAACCACAUACUUGAUAAUUCAGAAGAUGAUACCAAGUCAUUAUUUCUUAUUAUAAAGAUUAUUGGAGACCUUUUGCAAUUCCAAGGAUCUCACAAGCAUGAAUUUGACUCCCGAUGGAAAAGCUUCAACUUAGUAAAGAAAUCAAUGGAAAAUCGGCUCCAUGGGAAAAAACAACAUAUCAGAGCACUGUUGAUUGAUAGAGUAAUGUUACAGCAUGAGCUACGGACACUAACUGUUGAGGGUUGUGAAUACAAAAAGAUACAUCAAGAUAUGAUCAGAGAUCUUCUUCGCUUAUCUACAAGUUCAUACAGUCAGGUGAGAAAUAAGGCUCAGCAAACAUUUUUUGCUGCCUUGGGAGCAUAUAACUUCUGUUGCAGAGAUAUCAUUCCCUUGGUUUUGGAGUUCUUAAGGCCUGAUAGACAAGAUGUUACACAGCAGCAAUUCAAGGGUGCCUUGUACUGUCUCCUUGGAAAUCACAGUGGUGUGUGCUUGGCAAACCUUCAUGAUUGGGACUGUAUUGUACAGACUUGGCCAGCGAUUGUUUCUUCAGGGCUUAGCCAAGCAAUGUCCCUGGAAAAGCCAUCAAUAGUGAGACUGUUUGAUGAUCUUGCAGAAAAGAUUCAUAGGCAGUAUGAAACAAUUGGCUUGGACUUCACAAUUCCAAAGUCAUGUGUUGAAAUAGCGGAAUUACUUCAACAGUCAAAAAACCCCUCUAUCAACCAGAUAUUGCUUAGUCCAGAAAAAAUUAAGGAAGGAAUUAAACGCCAACAAGAAAAGAAUGCUGAUGCCCUAAGGAACUAUGAAAAUUUGGUAGACACCUUGCUAGAUGGUGUGGAGCAAAGAAACCUGCCCUGGAAAUUUGAACAUAUAGGCAUUGGGCUUCUGUCUCUACUGCUGAGAGAUGACCGAGUGUUGCCUCUUCGUGCCAUACGGUUUUUUGUUGAGAAUCUCAACCAUGAUGCAAUUGUAGUUCGAAAGAUGGCUAUCUCAGCUGUUGCUGGUAUCCUUAAACAGCUAAAAAGAACCCACAAAAAGCUGACCAUUAACCCAUGUGAAAUCAGUGGAUAUCCUAAACCCACCCAAAUUAUUGCCGGUGAUAGACCUGAUAAUCAUUGGUUGCAUUAUGAUAGCAAAACUUUACCAAGAACUAAAAAAGAAUGGGACUCAAGUUGCUUUGUGGAAAAAACUCACUGGGGAUACUACACCUGGCCAAAGAAUAUGGUUGUUUAUGCUGGUGUGGAAGAGCAGCCUAAGCUUGGCAGAAGCAGGGAGGAUAUGACAGAGGCAGAACAGAUUAUAUUUGAUCAUUUUUCUGAUCCUAAAUUUGUUGAACAGUUAAUUACUUUUCUAUCAUUAGAAGACAGAAAAGGAAAAGAUAAGUUUAAUCCACGACGUUUUUGUCUCUUUAAGGGUAUAUUCAGGAAUUUUGAUGAUGCCUUCCUGCCAGUUCUGAAGCCGCAUUUAGAACGUUUGGUUGCAGAUUCACAUGAAAGCACCCAGCGAUGUGUUGCAGAAAUUAUAGCUGGUUUAAUCAGAGGUUCUAAGCAUUGGACAUUUGAAAAGGUGGAGAAACUGUGGGAGCUUCUGUGCCCUCUGCUUAGAACAGCACUGUCCAACAUUACCGUAGAAACUUAUAAUGACUGGGGAGCUUGUAUAGCAACAUCUUGUGAAAGCAGAGAUCCCCGGAAACUUCACUGGCUUUUUGAACUGCUGUUGGAAUCACCAUUGAGUGGUGAAGGAGGAUCCUUUGUAGAUGCAUGUCGACUUUAUGUACUACAAGGUGGCCUUGCCCAGCAAGAGUGGAGAGUGCCUGAACUAUUGCACAGACUACUGAAGUAUUUGGAGCCUAAACUCACCCAGGUUUACAAAAAUGUCAGAGAAAGAAUAGGAAGCGUGCUGACCUACAUAUUCAUGAUUGAUGUUUCUUUGCCAAAUACCGCACCAACCACAUCGCCUCAUGUCCCUGAGUUUACUGCUCGAAUUCUGGAGAAAUUGAAACCUCUCAUGGAUGUGGAUGAAGAAAUUCAGAACCAUGUUAUGGAAGAAAAUGGAAUUGGUGAAGAAGAUGAACGAACUCAGGGCAUUAAACUCUUGAAAACCAUAUUGAAAUGGCUGAUGGCAAGUGCAGGAAGAUCCUUUUCUACAGCAGUCACAGAACAACUUCAGCUUCUACCUUUGUUUUUUAAGAUUGCCCCAGUGGAAAAUGACAAUAGCUACGAUGAACUGAAAAGAGAUGCAAAGUUAUGUUUAUCGUUAAUGUCUCAGGGGUUGCUUUACCCUCAUCAAGUGCCUUUGGUACUUCAGGUGCUAAAACAAACAGCAAGAAGCAGUUCUUGGCAUGCACGAUACACAAUACUGACCUACCUCCAGACCAUGGUAUUUUAUAACCUCUUUAUUUUCCUAAACAAUGAAGAUGCAGUUAAAGAUAUCAGGUGGCUGGUUAUAAGUCUUUUGGAGGACGAACAACUAGAGGUUCGAGAAAUGGCUGCUACUACCUUAAGCGGUCUGCUACAGUGUAACUUCCUUACCAUGGACAGUCCUAUGCAGAUUCAUUUUGAGCAACUUUGCAAAACAAAACUACCUAAGAAAAGAAAGCGAGACCCUGGUUCUGUAGGAGAUACCAUUCCUUCUGCAGAGUUGGUCAAACGCCAUGCUGGGGUGCUAGGACUUGGCGCAUGUGUUCUUUCUAGUCCUUACGAUGUUCCCACCUGGAUGCCCCAGCUCCUCAUGAAUCUCAGUGCACAUCUAAAUGAUCCUCAGCCUAUUGAGAUGACUGUAAAAAAAACCUUAUCCAAUUUCCGAAGGACUCACCAUGACAACUGGCAGGAACACAAACAGCAAUUCACUGAUGACCAACUGCUUGUUCUCACCGAUCUUCUUGUGUCACCAUGCUAUUAUGCAUAGAAAGAUGACUAGUCCUCACUUCAGGCUCUUUUCAUCAAAAAUUCCACACCCUCAGGUACCAUCUGUGGUGGCUCUCUGCAAGUUUUAAAACUGCCUCUGCUGAGCUCUCAUCAUUUUGGUGGUUUCUGUGUUAGAUCUCAUUAGUGUGCAUUCCACAGCUUCUCAGUUGCCAUUUGAUUUCCUAACUUGUCCGGAAGUGUUUCCAGAAUACUGAUCACUUUUUUUUUUUUGAGGCAUCUGACAAAGUCACAAAGUCUCAGACUAGAAAUAAUUACCCAGUAUGAUCAUGGCAUCCAAGACCAGAGUCUCGGAACUCAUUAAGAAACAGUUGACUUGGAAUGGAGAAUGCCCAUCUGUCACACAGGUCCUGUCAUUUCAUUCUUCUCAAGUUAUUUUCAAUUCUUCCCAAAUGGCUGCUGGAUUUAGAUGGUAGUAGGGCUGUGGGCCAUAAAUCUGAAGCCUUGAGAACCUUGGGUCUGGAGAGCCAUGAAGAGGGAAGGAAAAGAGGGCAAGUCCUGAACCUAACCAAUGACCUGAUGGAUUGCUCGACCAAGACACAGAAGUGAAGUCUGUGUCUGUGCACUUCCCACAGACUGGAGUUUUUGGUGCUGAAUAGAGCCAGUUGCUAAAAAAUUGGGGAUUUGGUGAAGAAAUUUCUGAUUGUUGUGUGUAUUCAAUGUGUGAUUUUAAAAAUAAACAGCAACAACAAUAAAAACCCUGACUGGCUGGUUUUUCCCUGUAUUCUUUACAACUAUUUUUUGACCCUCUGAAAAUUGUUAUACUUCACCUAAAUGAAAGACUGCUGUGUUUGUGGAAAUUUUGUAAUUUUUUUUCUUUAUUUUGUUCUCUCUUCCUUUUUAUUUUGCCUGCAGAAUCGUUGAGAGACUAAUAAGGCUUGAUAUUUAAUUGAUUUGUUUAAUAUAUGUUAUAUAAAUGUAAAAGAUUGUAUAAACUGUAGAGAUAGCAUUGGCAAGACUUUGUACAGAUGCAACCUUUUACACAACAUCAUUGUGUAAUUUGUAAAGAUUCACAUGUAGUUCUUUAUUAUAGUGAUUUUGGGCUUUUGUACCCACUGAAUGCCAUUUUUUGUGUUUUUAAAUUAUUUUCUUUUAUCUUUCCUUGUUAUAAAAACUGAGAUGUGGGGUUUUUCUCUUUUUUUCAGUUCAUUUAUCAUUAGAAUGUCUGAACUUUUAUGUAACGUUUUUGUGUGCAUCUCUCAAUGCUAACAUCACAUGUUUGCGUAUGACAAGUUUAUAGAGUGAAAGGUAUCUUCUAGAUUGAAAUAAUUCACAAAUCGGUGAAUAUCAUCUUGGAACACACCCUGUACAGUCUUCCUUAAAGGAACACUACGGUAUAUUUUUAGUAUCUACAUGCUGAAUGACUCAGUACAGACCUAAGCACAGCAGUGGUCCUGGUACAGUAUUUAAGUGUCAGCAUACACAGGCGUAAUCCCUGUAUAAAGUAGUGCCAAAUUGAUUUCAACUGUGUAACUAGUUUAAAACCCAAUAAAUGGAUUGUUUUUAA
Cercocebus atys (sooty mangabey) is the source of this 6877-nucleotide messenger RNA. It is a transcript of the gene PSME4, whose product is annotated as proteasome (prosome, macropain) activator subunit 4. The transcript is spliced from 44 exons. Gene Ontology annotation, cellular component: nucleus; spermatoproteasome complex; cytosol. Lineage: Eukaryota; Metazoa; Chordata; Mammalia; Primates; Cercopithecidae. The coding region runs from base 14 to 5353 and encodes 1779 amino acids. The record is from RefSeq and is a predicted model, not a curated record. Gene Ontology annotation, biological process: proteasomal ubiquitin-independent protein catabolic process. Gene Ontology annotation, molecular function: proteasome binding; peptidase activator activity.